Lachancea mirantina is the source of this 3029-nucleotide messenger RNA. The record is from the annotation of a GenBank genome assembly. Lineage: Eukaryota; Fungi; Ascomycota; Saccharomycetes; Saccharomycetales; Saccharomycetaceae.
AUGAGGGCCCUGCUGUCACUUGCCAGUUUUACAUUUUUAUUUCUCUGGACAUGUCUGUCCUUGGUAAAGGCCAAAGACCUGGGUAAUGUUUUCACCAGUCUAAGCAUCACUUCUACUUCAGGAGGUAUCCCUCAGAGACUGUGGCGAGCCACUUUAGGCUAUAAGAUUACGCCCGAGAUGGAUGCCCAGUCAGGUGACACCUUCAGGCUUGUCAUGCCCGACGUGUCGAGAGUCUACGGCGCCCAAACCGUUGGGGGUGUCAGCUAUAUUCCAAUCAAGGACUCAUCAGGCACCACAAUUGCAAACUGUUUUGUGAACAGUGGAUUCAACUGGAAUUCGUUAUCGACCCUAGCGUGUUCCGUUAGUCACGUCGAUGUUGAUAAUGCGAGUGGCAGUCUCUCAACGCAAUUCGUCUUCGCUGCCGGUUCCAUCGGUAACGAUGCUUCGGAGGGAGCUGCACAACGUGCAGUUCUCGGUUCUCACGCCGUGACUUGGAAUGGUCUUUCCACGACAGUCAAGUUUGCCAGCGCUGGUGCCACCAGCCAGAGCUCGUCCAGUUUCCAAUACAUGGCCAACAGUUUCCCUGCGCCAGCCAAUCUACAACAGAUUUACUAUUUGGGCCCUACCUGUUCCCAAGCUUUCUCUGAAUCGUUGCAGAUUAUCUUCGGUGGCGGCCCAAAUGCCAAUGGUAACUUGGCUUCGUGUGGUUCAGUUAACAUCAGUAUGGCCAAUUCCUUCAACGAUUUCAACUACCCAAAAACCGCAGUUGCGCUUCCAGCUAGCUCUUAUUCGACCUACUGUUCCGGUAACACUUUGUCGAUAACCGCCAGUGGAAUUCCUUCCGGUUACCACAUUUUUGUCAACGCCUUUCAAUCUUUGAAUCGUCAAACUUCUGCUACGAUUACUUUCUCAAACACUUACAGUGAAAUUAGAACCUGCGCCGGAUCUAAGUCUACCAUGUCGACCGCUUGAAAACCGAUUUCAUCGCAGGUGCUGGAUCUGCGGGCAGGCCCCAGAAUCCCAAAACUUUCCCCACCACUACUAUCGGGUGGACAAACAGCUACACAACAACCAUCACUUCAACCGCCGUCACGACAGGAUCAGAUGGGAAUCUUUCUCCUAAACCUAUCGUAGUCAUCGAAACGCCCGGUAAGCAGACUACCUCUUUGUCUUACACACCACGGUUGGGUCAAGUAACUUCGACUUAUAGCACUUCAGUAACGACAAUAGCGGGCGCAGACGGCUAUGUUACCACCCAAACCAUCUACUACGUCGAAACUCCAAUUGCGCGCUCGACCAGCGCAACUGCUCGCGCGUACGACGGACCAUCUACCUCAACAUACUCUACCGCGUCCACCACUUACACCGGGUGGACUGGAUCGUUCAGCUCAACCUACUCGACUGGCGAGACCACGUUCACCGGAAGCGAUGGUAAGCCAACCUCCCAGACCGUGUACUACGUCGAGACUCCAACAAGUGCAUCCACCGCUUACACUGGGUGGACUGGAUCGUUCAGCUCAACCUACUCGACUGGCGAGACCACGUUCACCGGAAGCGAUGGCAAGUCAACCACUCAGACCGUGUACUACGUCGAGACUCCAACCAAUGCCGCUACUGAGUUUACCGGAUGGACUGGGUCGUUUGCUUCCACGUACUCCACUGGAGCAACCACGUUCACUGGGAGCGAUGGUAAGCCAACCACUGAGACCGUGUACUACGUUGAGACUCCAACAAGUGCCUCCACCGCUUACACCGGAUGGACGGGGUCGUUCAGCUCAGCCUACUCGACUGGCGAGACCACGUUCACUGGGAGCGAUGGUAAGUCAACCACUCAAACCGUGUACUACGUUGAGACUCCAACCAAUGCCGCUACUGAGUUUACCGGAUGGACUGGGUCGUUUGCUUCCACGUACUCCACUGGAGCAACCACGUUCACUGGGAGCGAUGGCAAGCCAACCUCCCAGACCGUGUACUACGUUGAGACUCCAACCAAUGCCGCUACUGAGUUUACUGGCUGGACUGGGUCGUUCACCUCAACCUACUCGACUGGAGCCACCACGUUCACUGGAAGCGAUGGCAUUCCUACUACCCAAACCGUAUACUAUGUGGAGACCCCAGCUCUAGCCACUACUUCAUACACUGGCUGGACUGGAGCGUUUACUUCGACAUACUCUACUGGAGUAACUACACUCACCGGCAGUGAUGGAAAGCAGACGGUAAAGUACGUUUACUUUGUCGAAACCCCAUCGGGUGGAUAUUACCAGAAUGCCACCUCCAAUGUUAUUCCUGGUAGCUCCGUCAUACCCGCUGAGACUACUCAAAACCUCAAUCCAGUCCCUCCUACGGCAACAAGGGGCGCUGAGACGACCGCUGUACAACCAGGCGGAGCUGAAAGUCCUACUGUAACGCGGGUUACGAUAACAGAUGGUCAAGUGGUUACUAGCACCGUCAUUGUUACUGGCCAACCAGGCCGACCAGUUCCAUCGCCUGCCGCUUCCCGUCCCGGUCAACCAGGUCCAUCGCCUGCCACUUUCAGUUCCGGUCAGCCAGGUCCACUGCCUUCCGGUUCCAGUCCCGGCCAUCCUGCCCCAUCACCCGCUGGUCAGCCCACAGGCUCCGUUUCCACAUCUGAUCGGCAAGGUGCACCUUUAGUUGGGAGCGAUGUUCAAACGGCCAACGGCCCAGACAACGAAAACACGCUCUCCAGAACGACUAUAAUUCCAACAUCGUCUAGUUCAACAGCGAAUCAAGAGAACGGUAGCUCUUCUGUGAAUGCUUCUCAAGGAAACCGGCCUGCUCCUGCCGAACAGGGAAGCUCGUCGACAAAUGCCGGACAAGCGUCUCCUAAUGCCAGUGCUUCAGGCCCGGCUGGGUCUGCGAACACUCCAAACGCAGGUGCUCCAGGUGUUUCUGGUGUAUCUCAGAGCGCUUUUGCCUCUUCCACUGCUGAAAUAUCCACAUACCAAGGUCUAGCAAGCAAGUUCAAGGUCGGGGCUUUGUUAGCUCUGCCGUUCGCACUCUUGUUAUAG